AUGCAUGCAGGUCUCUCCACGGCCACUAGGUUGCUCAAGACCAUGUCUAGGUACUUCCGUCGCAAUGUGCAAGGCAUUUUAGGCCCUUGGGCGACGACAAGGGUCGGUAAGAUCCUUGUCUUGCUCGUCGAAUCCGGUCUGGUCUACUGUUUGAUAUGGGUCGUAUACCUGGUCAUCAACAUCACCGAAGGACCCAACACGCUGGCGGCUUACGGCGUAAUUAGCGCUGCAUACCACUCCAUCGCCGGCAUAUAUCCCACCUUCAUCGUCCUGGUGGUCGCGAUGCAGCGCUCGGCGGCAGAAUCGAUAUGCGAAACUCGAGUGUCGCAUUCCGUCCAUUUCGCGAGCUCGGGGAAGGGGAAAGGACGCUCAACCGAUGAUACUGGUACCACCACCGAUACGUAUACCAACGCGACAAACAUCGGCGAGGAUUCUUCAUGGCUAGGGCAUCCUCCGUCUGGCCUAGAGACAGCCGAAGAACACAUCAUGAUGUCGACGAUACCUUCACACCCAAGCUUAGAGAUAACUGAGAGGACAGAGACUCGCGGUACGAAACCUUGA
This is a messenger RNA of Schizophyllum commune H4-8, 561 nucleotides long. RefSeq lists its product as uncharacterized. NCBI's taxonomy places the organism in Eukaryota, Fungi, Basidiomycota, Agaricomycetes, Agaricales, Schizophyllaceae. The coding region runs from base 1 to 561 and encodes 186 amino acids. The record is from RefSeq and is a predicted model, not a curated record. The transcript has 3 exons.